Molecule: messenger RNA, 1419 nt
Organism: Talaromyces stipitatus ATCC 10500
Lineage: Eukaryota; Fungi; Ascomycota; Eurotiomycetes; Eurotiales; Trichocomaceae
Exons: 2
Coding region: 1-1419 (472 amino acids)
Source: RefSeq, a predicted model, not a curated record
AUGUCCGACCUGAAUGAUGAUCUGUCGCCCUUAUCUUCUGGAAUCGACAGCAUCACUCCGUUCCCUCAAUUGGAAGAUGAUGUUAAUGAAACACCACCUACCAACGGUGAUGAUGAAGCACUACAUAUGAAGUUUUCGCCUCUGCGCAAUCGCACUGGCACAGCGCAUGCAAUGAUACACAAAAAUUCGUUAUCUAGCGCAUCCCAGAGUGAAUUGCAAUCGCAAACGGAAUCGUCCGAAGAUGCGAGAAACCCCAAUGACGAGCAGGCCCUAUCGCCUAGCAUUGAAAUUCAAGAAGAUACAGAGGACGCCGAGUUCCAGUCACAGUAUUACGUGGAGAAUGAGUCUUUGGAGCAUGCAGAAGAUAUAUCGCUGGACUCUACUGGGGAGGAUUUCAAUGACGAAGAUGAGCUACAAGAGCCCAGUAGCGACGAAGACGGCGACGAUGAUUCUCAAGAAAGAAGUAGCAAUGGCGUCAAUAUGCAUCGACCAUUCAUGCAAUCCACAUCUUCGUUAUCGGGUCCCAAUGCGUUUGCACCGCCCUUCUAUAACCGACCCCCUACACCUCUUCCGCCGUCGCCGUCUUUGACUUCCUUGUUGCGACCACCAUUCUCGACGACGACGUCCAGGCCCACCACUCCUGAUACAUCAGAUGCGGAGACACCGAAUGAUACGGAAGCUGCCGUCGCAAAGUCUGCGAGAAUCGCGACCACCGUUCCCAGGGCGAGCCCGAAAGUCCCAACGUAUGAGUACUACGGCUUCGUGCUCUACCUUACAUCUUCUUGCGCAUUCUUAAUGUACCUUUUAUGGUCGUACCUUCCAUCGCCCUUUCUCCACCAACUCGGCAUCUACUAUUACCCCAACCGGUGGUGGUCACUUGCAAUCCCUGCAUGGCUCGUUAUGUUCCUCGUUUACAUAUACGUCGCUCUCGCGUGCUAUAAUACUGGUUAUCUGACACUUCCGAUGACGUCUAUUGAGAACAUCGUCGACGAAGCAGCAAACAUCGCGGUUAUUAAUGGUAAAGGGCGCCGGCGGCCCGGUGGUAGUGAGAAAAUGAAACCCGGCUCAGCGACAAGUCAGACAAUGUCCACUGCACAGAACCGAAGGGUCCAUGGGCAUGCCUCGUCUGGCAGUGCUAGUGGUAACGGAAGCUUGUUGUGGAAAGAUGUUUGGGCUGAGAGUACUGACGCCGUCAUGGAUAUACCUGUGGGAGGCGUAUGUGAAGUGCUCUAUGGUAGGGACAGGGAAGAUGACCCUAGCAUUGAAGCCGCCUCGGAUCAAUAUGAACCAGUGUAUGAUUCUCGGCGCAGGCGCUUUCAGCGGGAAGAUAUGUUACACUUUGACGGGUCUUCAAGCUAUCGUCCCAAUAAUAUAGCCGAAUACCCAUCGCAUACUGCUGAUGCUGGAAGUUCCUGGUAG